AUGAUCAGCGAAAUCACCAAAGAGCAAAGUGCCCGACGAAUUCAGCCUGUCACCAAGCACGAGCAAUCCGAACCAUUUGAGCAGUCCGAGGUCAAUGCAGCUCUUACUGUAGAUGACGAGUGCUCACAAGUGGACCUUGACACGAUCUACAUCACUGCAUAUGAAACUCCGGGCAGCGAAACAAUGGACGAAUCGUCUUACAGCCCACGGUCGUCUUACCGCGCAGAAUCGUCUCACAGCGACCUUUCAGCUCUUAGCAAGCGAUCUUCUGUCGAAACCGAGGACAUGGACCGGUGCAACCGUCGCGACCGGCGCCAGCUCAGUGAACCAAUGGCUGCGCAUGAUGAGCUCAAGCAGCUGACGAUUGGUCAGUGUGUUUUCGAAGUCGCUGAAGCCUCUGAGCCAGUCGGCGGCGGUGAAAGUGCUACUAUAGAUGGCACUCGCGCCGGCAAAAUAACCGACGACACUUCUUGCACGGAGCCGUCUUCUGAGGAAGAUGAAGUCAUGGACUGGUGCAACCGGCGCUACUGGCGCGAGCUCAACAAACGCAAAUAUAUGGCCGAGUCCGAGCAGCUGAUGGUCAUUCAGAAGGAUGUCGAAGACACUGAAGCCUCUCAAAAAAAACCCGGCGGCGAUGAAGCUAUUGCAGACGAUCCGCAAACCGGACAAACUACGGACAAAUCUUGCAAUGAGCAGUCUUCUGGAGAGGCCGAGAGAAGGCAAUGGUACGAGAAAAGCUACAUGCACGAGAUCGGACACCUGCCCGAGAAACGCCGGCGCAAACAGGCAAGGAUCCCUGCCGGGACUGUUUCUUGGGACGAAGUCGUGCGCCACCUCGGAUGA
Messenger RNA from Didymella exigua CBS 183.55, 843 nucleotides. RefSeq lists its product as uncharacterized. Bases 1 to 843 code for a protein of 280 amino acids. Lineage: Eukaryota; Fungi; Ascomycota; Dothideomycetes; Pleosporales; Didymellaceae. The record is from RefSeq and is a predicted model, not a curated record. The transcript has a single exon.